AGGACACUCCACGUGACGCUGCAAGCUGUACACUAACUUGUGCGUGGAAGCUAAUUCCGGAGGCCCGGUCUUUGAGAGGAGUUAUAAGGUCGAGGGUGCGGCGAAGACUAAAGUCGAUGUCGUUUCUAAGGUCAUUGGAGUCGUUCGCUCUGGUCGUAGGGAUAAUUGGGGGCUGAGCGCCGAAGGAUCCGACACUUCAGGACAGCCGCUGCUGACACAGGCACGAGCGUGGAUCGCGAAAAAGGUGAGGGCCCGCAUUGCAGAUGGAACGAUGUCGGAUGCAAAACCCGUGCCGGAUGCAAAGGCAGUCCCCGAUUCAAAGGCAGUUCCCGAUGCAAAGGCAGUCCCUAAUGCAAAGGCACCCUCGAGGAUGCUGGACGCGCAAUUCAUCACGUCCUACAAAAAUCUGACGUUUGACGAGACACGGCGACAAGUCUACCUGCGCCGCUACAGCGAGUACAGUCCUGUCUGGGAAACUUGGCAGACCUUCAAUCGAGCAGACUUUAUUAACCCGCUUGUCUUGGACACACAAGCCUGGUAUACAGAAAGUGCGGAUCGCGCGAUUACGCUCCGAAUGGAAAUGACACUGAAGCUGUGCGGUCUCGAAAUCAUCAAGCCUGUGCUCGUGGUUCCGGUGCUAAAGAAACAACACAGCCCUUACCUGCAUUGGGGAGUUGGCGACGUUACUCUCCAGAAGGAUCAAGAGAUUGCAGAAUCUGGUCAGGAUUACGCAUAUCGGGCCAAGUUCCGCUGGACUCGGGUGUUCAACAAUACUGUGCAACUUUCGCCGUUCCGAGCCCGUGGACUGACCGCCGAUGCUGACGGAGUGUUGGUAGGCGAUAUAGAUCUGAACACUCUAGCAAAUGCCGGAAUCGCCACUUGGGAACUAAUGAUCGUUCGGCUGCAGCUGGCCCCAGGGUAUCAAGGAAAGGCUUGUCUUGAGGAUGCAAGAAUGCUUGUUACUUUCCGUGACAAGAACGUCGCAGAGUCCGUUGAAGUGAAGAAGAAGCUCAAUUUCGAGUCUCAAGAUCUGGGUGUUGACAAGAACUCGAAUGGGAAAGUGGUUUUUUCCUGCGACCUACAAGGUGUAGAGACCGAGGAUGAGCCAUGGUUCGGACCACAGGCCGUUCCGCCCACCCCAGAUAUACCAGAUCCCCAGCCCGUGAAAGGACCGCUCUUGGAAGUGAAAAAAGAGCGAAAGAUACGUCCUCUUACACCCAACGGCUCUUUCUACGCGCAGCACACGAAGUGGAAGCUUUACAACGGCGUUGAGCCGUACACCGGCUACGCCUUUGACGUCGAGGGCAAGCCGAUUCCUUACUACUACGAAGAAUCUGCUGAAGGGAGGAUCACGGAUGGCCCUACGACGGUCGCCGAGAUGGAAGCCAAGGAUCUAGAAUUCGAUCGCCAGUCGCUCAAACAAGCAGCCAAGCGCCAGCGAGUCGCGCGUGAGAAAGCGGCAGCAGAAUUGGAUGAGCUUCUCGGCGAUUUAAGAGCGUCAAAGGACGCCACACCAGCUUCGAGCGCAACUUCAACGGCGAGAACGGGCACUCAACCGACGACAAUAAAACAGCCAGCGGUUCAAGGGUCCGCGGCAUCCAAGUCGGUAACGCCGACACCAGUGGCGACGAAGAGCUCAACGCCAGCUCCGCCCUCAGCGGGUUCAGGGGCUGCCAAUAUCGCUACUACCGCGAAGCAGCCAACGCCACCAUCGAGUCAGGCGCCAGCGAGCACGGCUCUGACAAAGCCAGCCGCAGUGAAGCCCGCAUCGUCAAUGCCGGGUUCGACGCCUUCCAAUACGACUUCGACUGCCCCGGCUUCGUCUGCCCCUGCUUCCCAACCAGUAGCGACAGCUCCAGCAGGGGCUAUUGGGGGUUCUGCAGCAAAGACCACCACACCUUCAAGCAAGGGAGGCAAGUAGACUUGAAUGGGAUGGAUGAUUACCUAGGUUCAUAUGGUAUGCUACACCAGCAACAGAUUGUUCGGUGACGACCUACUCGGACACGAUUCGCGGCCGUACUGUUAGCCUCCUAGGAAGACUGAUGGUUUUCGAUGUUCACUCGAUUCGCGACUAUAGUGUUGGCCUCUUACAAAUACUGAGUCGUACAUGUAGGUUUCACACCUAUUCUCAUUCUGCUGCAAAA
Molecule: messenger RNA, 2144 nt
Organism: Neohortaea acidophila
Lineage: Eukaryota; Fungi; Ascomycota; Dothideomycetes; Mycosphaerellales; Teratosphaeriaceae
Exons: 2
Coding region: 272-1921 (549 amino acids)
Source: RefSeq, a predicted model, not a curated record